Molecule: messenger RNA, 534 nt
Organism: Xylona heveae TC161
Lineage: Eukaryota; Fungi; Ascomycota; Xylonomycetes; Xylonales; Xylonaceae
Exons: 2
Coding region: 1-534 (177 amino acids)
Source: RefSeq, a predicted model, not a curated record
AUGGCCGCAGGCUCCAGCACCACGUUCGAUCUGGUCUUGGAAGGGGCAUGCGGCAUCGUCGAUUCUGCCCCUCUCCCCUUGGCUCUUGCCGCGACGUGGCGUCGCCAACCUCUGUCCGCCCAACGACGCGCACCACCAGCGUAUCCCCGUGCCCUUGCGACUUGCGCCACCUCAACAUUUUUGCCUUUCGUUUUUCCUCGCUCCGAGAGGCCCCCACCGCGUAAUACGCUCGAGUAUCCGGCCGUGACGGAAGAAGAAAUACGAGCUGCAGCAUCAUCAUCAUCGCAACCGCACCCUGUCGAUCCACGAUCCUUCAAUCUCGAGCUGAGGCUCACGCUCCACACGGCGCCUCCACCAGGCCGCAGGCGCUGUAACCCUGCGCUGCGACUUCGACAGGCAAUUCACGGUCGGUUCCGGCUCUCGAUUGUUCCCGUGUCCCUCAUCAACGCGUCGUGCGCCGCGACCAUUGGCGAGGACAAGUGGAACUGCACCUCAAAAAAAGGGCGCAUGAUCGUGAUCGUCCAGGCGUUCUAG